ACCUCAAAAGAAAUUCUGAAUGCAUAUAUCUAUAUAUACAUAUAUAUGAAGGGUUGUCAAGUGAAAUAUAUACAUAUACAUAUGUCAAAAAUCAAUUAAAAACAAGCAAAUUCUUAAUUAUUCAAAUAGUAAUUAUAAUUUUAGAACGCGAGAAUUAAUAUCUUUUUAAUAUUAUGAAUAAUUCUAUAGAGUCAAUAACACGUUCCAUGGUGGAAAAUGUGCGAAUGCUCGAUAAAUAUAGUAACAAUCAUUCAAUUGGAACACUAUAUAUUACUGUAACGCAUAUAAUAUUUGUCGAUUCAAAUGGAAAGAAACAAAUAUGGAUUUUAAAUACACAUAUUGCAAGUGUUGAAAAAUUGCCUUUAUCUACAACUGGUUCACCACUUCUUAUAAAGUGCAAGAAUUUUUUUGUUGUAACAUUUAUCAUUGCCAAAGAACGCGAUUGUCAUGAAGUCUACCUCACUUUACUUAAACUAUCUUCACCAGCCAGUAUGGAGGAUCUUUAUUGUUUUCAUUAUCGAGAAGCAUGGGCCCAACAAUUGGGUUGGAAUCUUUUUAACGUACAACGAGAAUUUCAGCGGCAAGGCGCUCCAAAUGAAGAAUGGAGUAUUUCAUAUUUAAAUACAAAUUACGAAUUAUGUGAAACAUAUCCGCGUUGUUUAUUUGUACCAACAACGUGUACAACUAGUGUUUUAGUUGGAAGCGCCAAAUUUAGAAGCAAAGGAAGAUUACCAGUUUUAACUUAUCUUCAUAAAAAUAAGGCAGCAAUUUGUCGUUGCAGUCAACCACUUUCGGGAUUCAAUGCCCGUUGUCCAGAGGAUGAACAAAUGUUGUACAAUAUUCUUUGUACUAAUACAAAUGCCAAGUACAUUUAUGUUGUGGAUACUCGACCUAGGAUAAAUGCAAUGGCCAAUAGAGCGGCUGGUAAAGGAUAUGAAAACGAAAACUUUUAUGAUAAUAUUAAAUUCAAAUUCUUUGGAAUUGAAAACAUUCACGUUAUGAGAGCGAGUCUUAAUAAAUUAAUUGACUUACAAAAAAGCACAUCAAUGAGUUCAUUUUUAACGGGCCUUGAAAGCAGUGGAUGGUUAAAGCAUAUAAAAUCAAUUUUGGAAACAUCAUGGUUCAUUGCACAAGCUGUCUCAAAUGGAAUAAGCGUUGUUGUUCAUUGUAGCGAUGGAUGGGAUCGUACAGCGCAAGUUUGUUCCCUAGCUGCAUUACUUCUUGAUCCAUUUUAUCGAAGUAUUCAGGGUUUUCAAAUUUUAAUUGAAAAAGAUUGGCUUUCAUUUGGACAUAAAUUCAAUGAUCGUUGCGGUCAUAUAAUAAGCGAUAGCAAAGAAUUGGCACCAAUUUUCACUCAAUUCAUUGAUUGCACAUAUCAAUUACUUCAACAAUAUCCUUAUGCAUUUCAAUUUAAUGAAGUAUUUCUUUUAACAUUACACGAUCAUGUAAACAGUUGUCAAUAUGGUACAUUUGUUGGUAAUUGUGAAAAGGAAAGGCAAAAAUUUAAAUUAACUGAAAAAACAUAUUCAUUCACUGGUUAUAUUUCAAAACAUUUAAAUGAAUAUAUUAAUCCAUUUUAUCGAAAAAAUGUAACUGACAAAGAAAUGAAUGCUGUUCUUCAACCAAAACUUGCGCCACAAUCAAUUAUACUUUGGCGUGGUUUAUAUUAUCGUUUUGAAAAUGGUAUUCAUCCACGUGAAACAUUUGAUGAACAUAUGCAUAUACUUCACGAUCAUAAAAAUUCAAUUGAAGAUCAUGUAAAACUUUUAAUUAGACGAAUGAAUUCAUUGGGAAAAUUAUUUACGAUAAAUAAUGUGCCAAUGAAAGAUGAACAUUUUAAAUUUGAUAAAAAUUUAACAGAAUUUUUCUCUGAGAAAAUUAUUAAUAAUUUAGAAGAAGAUGAAGAUAAAUUAUUUGUUACACUUAAGGCAAAUCAACUUGAAAAAGAAAUGAAAGCUGUUGCAUUGGAUUGGAAAUUUUCACGGAAUAUAAGUGAAUGCAUUUGUUCUGCUAGCUUUGAUGUUUUCAAUAGAAAGUAUCAUUGUUUUUCUUGUGGAAAUAUUUUCUGCUUAAAAUGUAUGGGAGUUGAAAGAAUACUUGUAGGUCAUGAAUCUCAACGUCCAGUACCAACUUGUAAGGGUUGUUCAAGAAAAUCAACUGUUUCAUCUCCUGUUAGAUCUUGAACUUUUUUUUUUUUAUUUAUAUAAUUAAAUAAUAUGUAAAUAUUUUUUUUUUUUAAAUUUAAACGCUUUGUCGUAUCGACAAUUUCUAUAAUAUUAUUAUUGUAAAAUAGAUGUUAAAUAAUCGUUUGUAUAUAUAAAUAUGAGAAAUAUAUUUAUUGUGAUUUGUAA
Messenger RNA from Leptopilina boulardi, 2351 nucleotides. It is a transcript of the gene Mtmr6, whose product is annotated as myotubularin-related protein 8. Gene Ontology annotation, molecular function: metal ion binding; phosphatase activity. Lineage: Eukaryota; Metazoa; Arthropoda; Insecta; Hymenoptera; Figitidae. The record is from RefSeq and is a predicted model, not a curated record. The transcript is spliced from 9 exons. The coding region runs from base 174 to 2183 and encodes 669 amino acids. Gene Ontology annotation, biological process: dephosphorylation.